AUGUGGGAAGCACCGUACGUCCCCAACCUGGACUGCACACAGGUGGCUGUUCGAAUCCACUACGUUUCUCUCUUUUGCUCUUCACUGGUGGCGUUUUCCGGCGCAGCUGAACCAGCAGGCGGAGAGAAAAAACCAGACGGACUCAGCGGGAGGGAAACCGAGACCGUGUCACACCGAGACGAACGGCCGAGCUGGGAUAACAGCCACGAUGAAGGGAGACAGAGAGCGACAGACGCAAGCGUAUCGCACAGCGCAGAUUCGCGCGUCACUAGCGUAGUCAUCGGGGAAGCCUUCCAGUGGGGCGCGGGUGUCUCUGGACUGCAGAAAGGUGAAUUCCUUCUCCUUUUACCUUCUCAAGAAUGCGUCCUAUACUCCGACAGGAAAUCGAGUGUCGACCGCACUGUCACCAAAAUAGAUGACACGGCUUCAGACCGUCCGACUGUCGCAGUCGCCCCCUUCCCGAGCUGCGUGCCGCUUCCGGCUUCCCUGUUCAAGAGCAAGGAGGCUGCGUCUCUUGGGGUUCCGGGAUCUGCGGAUGUUCUGCGUCUUGCGUUUGCCUUUCCGCUGCAUCUGGAGGCUCUGAGUUGCAGCAGCCAGUAUCUCCGCCCAGAGGAAGACGAAACUGUGGCCAUAUGCUGCGCCUCUCUGCAUCAAGUGACGGCUUUGGUAGAGAACCUCCUCCCUCGCAAGGUCGUGGUCCAUGUGUUUGUGCGGGAGUCGGGAGAUAAUCUUUCCGCACAUGUGAGAGGUGCUGACGCUGGCUCGACUGCAUCUUUGUCUUCGUCUCUCUCUCUCUCUCUGAGUCUGUGUAAACUGCCGUCCGUCUCUCUUCAUCGGAAAAAUUUGCAUGUGCACCGCCUUGAUGCUGCGGCUUUCCCCGACAUCCUUCUUUCGGCGACAGCACACUUGGGCGUCAACGCACUUCUUCUGCUUCCCGGGUGCGAAUCUCCCACUCCGACGGAGGUUGCGCGCCACAGAAACGCAAGUGCUCCUUCCUCUGGACUCGAAAGAAGCCUCUUGUCCGCAGGGUUGGCUUGCCUAGCUGUCGGGGGGCGUAUCCUCACAGGCUGCGAUGUAUGUACAGUGGACGAAUUUGAGGUCGACUGCAUGCAGAGCAAGGCAGCAACUCUGUCAUUCCUCCCGUCACCCCUCUCUCCUGCAGUAACCUCUUAUCUCGGCAAAAAUCUUCGUAAGUCUCUUGGCUCGGCAGGAGGAACAGACGAGCCCGUUUCAUGUGUUUUCCCCGCGUGUGUGAGCCGGUGCCUGCACCAUUCUCUUGUGCAAGACACAGAGUAAGUGCUGACCGCUCUGUGUGAUCAUGGCGGUUGAGAUUCCAUGUGUCUUUGGAAAUUCUCGGGUGUGGUACAGCAGCGAGGACACUGAACGCAUUUGUAUGUAUGUGCCCAUACUUGAUCCGCAAACGUCCGUACGCGUGUCUGCACUAGUGGCUUCUACGCACCUCUACACGAGCUGGAUUCGUCGAAUACCAGUAUGUAGGCGUUUGCUUUAUAUGCAGUUUUGCAGACGUUUAGAGUAAAGGAGGCUGUCUUCACAUUUUCGGUGGUUUGUUGGAAAAAGUGCUUUUCAGGGGGUGUCUUCAAUUCUUAAGGGGUGCAGCGUGGCGUGUGUGCGUGGUUGUCUGGUUGUCUGAAGACGGCACAUUUGCACGCCCGGUUUUUAUGAACAGAGCGAUAUGCCCUUUUUCACGCUUAUUCUAUAAACAGACUUGGCAGCUGC
This is a messenger RNA of Toxoplasma gondii ME49, 1737 nucleotides long. RefSeq lists its product as hypothetical. The transcript has 7 exons. Lineage: Eukaryota; Apicomplexa; Conoidasida; Eucoccidiorida; Sarcocystidae. The record is from RefSeq and is a predicted model, not a curated record. The coding region runs from base 1 to 1296 and encodes 431 amino acids.